Messenger RNA from Leptopilina boulardi, 3851 nucleotides. It is a transcript of the gene Taf3, whose product is annotated as transcription initiation factor TFIID subunit 3. NCBI's taxonomy places the organism in Eukaryota, Metazoa, Arthropoda, Insecta, Hymenoptera, Figitidae. The transcript is spliced from 10 exons. Gene Ontology annotation, cellular component: transcription factor TFIID complex. The record is from RefSeq and is a predicted model, not a curated record. Gene Ontology annotation, molecular function: protein heterodimerization activity. Bases 241 to 3228 code for a protein of 995 amino acids.
AAUUAGUCAGUGUUAAACAAAAUGGCGAUGGACGCUCGUGAUGUGAGAGAAGGUGAAAGACAUUCUCGAUAUUUAUUUAUCUUUAAAUAAUAUAUAUACAUGUUUAACAACAUUAAAAUAUAACUUAAAUGAAUGACUUCAUAUUCUGUAUAUAAUUUUGCUAUGGAAGUGAGGUUAAUACCAUUCAGAAGUCGUUAAUUUCAUGCUCCACUUUAGAAAAUCAGCAGUUUAAGUUGCAAAAUGACGACGGACUACAGUCGCAGUGUUCUGCGACUUGUCGUGGCUCAAAUGUGCCAAACUGUCGGUUGGCAUUCCAUUAAUUCCACUCCUUUGGAAUUUUUGGUUGAUCUCAUGCAUGAAUAUCUUCUGCGAAUAUCAAGACUCACACAUCAAUAUUGUGAAGUUGUGGGAAGAACGGAACCAAAUCUCGACGAUUUGGGAUUAGCUUUUCGUCAUAUGAAUAUUAAUAUUGAAGAAUUAUCGGAAUAUGUGAGAAAUGUUGAUUCAAUUCCAUGUCCGAUUUCAGUACCAAAACUUCCUAUACCUAGAGAAAAUCAUUUGAAUUUUUUGAAGCCCGGUAGUCGUGAAGUUGUAACUAGACCCGUACAUGUUCAUGAACAUUUACCGGCAAUGUAUCCUGAAACUGAAGAAGAUUAUCCCACGGAGAAAUCGGAGAUAAAUUUAACAAACGGUGUAUCGGAGUCAACGGAAUCAAAUGGAUUACCAGCAGGUGUAUCGGACAAUUUAACAGCUCACGGAAUGUCACCUCAAGGAGUAUUCAAACGUCCCGGUGAUCCAGUUUCAUUUGAAAGUCCAAUAACAAAACGGCCAAAAUUAACCGAGGAGGGAAGACCAUUGCGCGAGAUUCACAGUGUCAUGAUGACGACAUCAGGAUUUUUGUCACCAGCACGUGAAGGUAAACUCCCUGAAGCUCGUACUCCUCAACAGGUACGAUCUGAUUCGCCCCCACCCAGUUCUUAUCCCAUGGUUCCACCAGAAUUAAAGUCUGACAAAAAACCAAAGAAAAUCAUCAAGAAAACACCAGAGGCACGUAAAUUGGAUAAAGAAAAUAAAAAGAAAAAUCGUGCUAAAGAACUAUUUAAACCGGACGAGGUGAAAAAGCUCACUGGCAUGAAGGAAUUGGCCAAAUUAAAAGCAUUAAAGCCAGGUGGCGGAAAAACACCUGGACCAUCAGGUACACCAUCAACGACAAAAACACCGCAAUCUAAAAAUACCGCCAGUCCUAAGUCGCAAAAAAUUCCAUCAAAAGUGAAAACAGAAAAAAUUAUCGAAAUCCCAUCAAAUGUCAUUACACCACUGCCCGAUAAAAAACAAGAUAUUGAUAAACUUCCAUCCGAACCUGACAAGCGAAAACUCAAUAUAUUUAAAAAGAUUUCCAAACCCGAGAAAGAAACAGAAAAACACAAAGAUUUAAAAAUCUCGAGAGAAAAUUCGCCAAUCGAUAUUGGCGAACGUAAUCAAAUUGACAGCGGUGAAAUAAAACGUGAGGAGAAAAAAACUCCACACACACCUGAUGUUGUACUCCCCGUUGGUGAUGCAUCUGAAUUUCAAAGUCCCGCCACCUAUGCUUACACAUUCGAUAAUAUGUCACCUCCCGGUACGCCAAGCACUCCAAAAACUCCCGAACUCAGCCUCCCAGUGCCCGUGGAGCCAAAGAAAAAGAAACGUGAACGAGUCACCAAGAAAAAAGAACCAAAAGUCAAAACACCCAAAUCAACACUCAAUUCUAAAAAGGCAAAAAUGAUGGUGGAACCAUUAGAAAUGGAUAUAAUGGAUAGAUCUAAAUCUCAAAUCCCUCAACGUCCUGAUUCUCCUCCCCAUCAUCAUCAUCAUCAUCAUCCACCACCUCCAACUCCUCAACCACCUCCCAUAUUACGUGAACCACAUAAUCUUUUACCAUUUUCAUUUUUUCCACCAUUUCCAUCUCCAGGUCUCAUUCCACCUCCAAUUGGACAUCCAAUGUUUCCACGUUUUCCUCUCCCACUUCCCAAAGGUAUAACACAUUCACAUCCAGGUAUGGCGAAUUUACCGAUACCACCACGGUUUCUUAAUCCACCAAUGAAACUUGAUGAUUAUUCAAUGGUGAAAUCGAAACCAGUGGAACGUGAAAAAACAAUUGUCCCAUCGCAUUAUGCGCCAAUUAUUCCGCCGCCAUCCGUUAAAUCCGAAAAACUAGAGAAAGAAAAAAUUGAAAAAAUCAAAUUACCGGAUAAAGAAUUAAUAUUACCUGUUGCUUCACCAGUAGUAUCAUCACCUGUGAUAAAUACACCAUCAAUUAUUCCUCCUUUGGCAUUGCCUAUUGUACCAUCAGUGCCGAUUAAACAUGCAAAAUUGGAAAAACUCGAUAAGAAAUCAAAGGAGCAUAAAAAAGAGAAAAAAGAUAAAAUCAAGAAAAAGAAGGACAAAAAAGAGAAACACAAAGAGAAGGGUGAAAAAAUAAAGAAGGAAAAAAGUGAAAAGAAGGAGAAAUUGGAGAAAAUCAAAGAGAAAAAGGAGAAACGCGAAAAGCGCAAGGAGAAAGAUUUAAACAAAAAGACUGUGAAAGAAGAAAAGGCUGUAAUUCCACAUGAAAUUGGAGUUCCAAAACUCACCCUCAAAUUGGGAACAUCAUCUCCAAGACCUCCCACACCCGAUGCUGCUCCAAUGAAAAAAAUAACAAUAAAGCCAUUAUUGAAGAAACCAGAAGAUGAGACAAUGAAAAGAGAGCCAAGUCCAGAAUUGGCGAAAAUCUCGGCACUUGUUACACGGCCGCCAAAACAGAAGGCACCAAGUAAGAAAACAGAGGAGGGCAAUUUAGACCUAUAUCCCGCUCUCUCUUCAGAAUCUUCUUUUUCUUCUAGUUUAUCACUUUCAUCCACUCCUCGAAAAAGACCUAUAUUUAAACCCCUUGCAUCACCUCCUCCUUAUUCCUAUCCUAAAACUCCAAGUCCUCCAUUGCAGCAGCAGCAAUCAACAUUUUUCUAUGUUGAUGAAAGUGGAAAUCAAAUUUGGAUUUGUCCUGCGUGCGGAAGUCAGGAUGAUGGAUCACCAAUGGUAGGAUGUGAUGAUUGCGAUGCUUGGUAUCAUUGGGUAUGCGUUGGUAUGCACAUACCGCCAGCAUCAAAUGAAGAUUGGUAUUGUCGUCAGUGUCUAUCGAAAAAACAGGAACUUCAUCAUGAUAAGAAAAAGAAGAAGGGCAAAAAGAAAAAAGUGAAAAUGCCUGCCUAGUAUAAGCUAACCGGGCCCGGGAUAAGGCCCGGUUUGUCAUCAGUUACAAAUCCCAUGAAAGCAAAAACAAAAACCAACAAGGACGCUAUGAAAAAUUUGAAAGGUAAGAAAGUCACUAAAAAAGAAAUGAAAAUGCACAUGAAGGGAAUGAAAGUAAAAGCAAAUAAAAUUGACAUUAAAGAUAAGAAAAGUAUCAUUAAAGUAAAAAAUACGAAAAAACUUAAGAAACUCAAAAAUCCUAGUUCCGAAUUUAAAUCUCAAUAAUAAUCCAAAAAAAAUUUUGAUGUAUUAUCAUUAUGUAUCAAAGAUAAUUAAUUAAAUUUAAAAAAUAAUUUGAAUUUGAAAAAGAUAAUUUAGAAUUAAUUAAAAAUUUAUUUGGUUUUGAAAAAAAACUCAUUUUGAAAUAUAAAACAAUUUUCAAAAUGAGAAAAAUGUAAACCGUUUUUGCUUUCAAAAUAACUUGUUAAAUUUUAUAUAAUUGUUUUACGUCAUGUAAUCUGUUUUCUUGUAAAUAAUAUUUAAAAAAAAGGAUGUGUCUCAUUAUUGUUAUUAAGAGAUAAUAGAAAUAGAUUGUGUACAUAUUACUUAUUAUAGUGUUAUUAAAAAUCGUCAACAAUCAAGUA